GAUGUGCUCUUCCGACACAGCAAAUUACACAACCAACAAACACCUGAUGAUCGUGGAGAUGCAGCGAACUCGUUGCUCGGGAUUGCUAGAGCUUCACCUUCAAAUGGGCCCAUGAUGCCGAUUCAGGAAGAAGGCAUGAAUCAACAUGCCUCAUUUAGCCGUCCGGACGGACAAAGUUUCGCUCAACAGCAAUCCUACAGUGAUGCAAGCAUGGCACACUCUCGUCACAUGUCUAUGCCCGAGAUACCUUUGAUGCAUCCCCAGUAUAACAUGAGCCCACAACAGCAUGGUCUACCUCAACUUACUCCAUCGCAUACUUAUGCUGGAACCGAGUUCACUCCAGUACAGGAUUUUCCACCAAGCGUAUCAACACCGGCGAUGGCGUCCCAUACGUACGACCCACAACUGGUAUCAAUGGACCAUGCUCACAUGGAUGGCUUGAUGUCUGGUCCAUUUGGUGUGGGAGGCCUACCUGUUAACUCUCCAGGACAGUCUCAAGACAUGCUACAAUUCUGGCUGGCACAAGCAGAUAAUGAUAUGGGAUAUGGUACUAUGACUUUACCGGAUAUAACCAGCACUCCCUACACAACUGAAAACAAAUACGAGUCAGCACAUCCACCCUUGCAUCGAGCUGCAACAUCGGAGACCAGCGACACUGCAUCGACAGGAAACAUACCAAACGAGCGAUUCGCACGAGUUGAAAGUUGUUGGCUAGCCAAAAACAAUGGUGCCCAUCAUCUUGUUCCAUCACUCUGGUCCGACAUUUCGCGCAGCCCCGGACCAAAUUUGUUCUCAGUUGGUGUGCCACAGACCCGAGAGAAGUCAGAAAGCCGCUGGGGAGUAGACGCGGCAUUGCGCUCUCGACUAGAGGCUGAAUUUGGUGCACAAGUGCUGCACUCUGUGGGUUCAGCAAAGCGACUUGGGAAUUUUCCUCCCGCAGAAGUACUGGAGAUAUGCCUGGACCAUUACUUUCGACGUUUCCAUCCGAUUGCUCCUUUUAUUCAUGUUCCGUCAUUUAACGCCGCCAAUACCCCACUUCCUUUACUCUACGCCAUGUGUAUGCUCGGACUCAGUGCAUUGGAAUCGAGCAAUGGCGGCAACUUCAUCUCAAAUGCAUUUACUAACCUGUUGCGAAAAGUACAUAAUGAUCUAGCACUCAAUGCGAUCGCUCCCUCAGCUCCAUGCGCGCGACUAGCCGUUUUCGCAACUGGUUUCUUGACUUUGUGUCUAGCUGCCCUCUCAGNNGGAUCGUUUAGCGCAGUCACAAACUCUCUAUGCAACCCUGAUAGCCCACAGAAACAGGGUUUGUUUUGUGUCGAUGACAUCGAUAUGGCAGAUAUGAUCACUAGCAUCGGCGAUGAAAGCACGCGAUGGCUAACAUGGGCUCGCAUCGAAAGCGCCANNAAAGGUGAACAAAAGUUCGCACAUCUUGUGUUUCUCUCCACUAAUCACAAGUUUGAUAGGCUCAUCGCAUCGUUGUUAACCACCGAUUGGUGGUUCUCUGCGAACUCUACUGUCAGCCCCGCGAUACGUCCAGAGACACUCCAGAUAUGCCUUCCCUGCGAUGACUUGCUGUUCCGUGCAGAUUCUGCGCAGAGGUGGACUCAGCUGCAACACAUGGGGAAACGGAUAUCCAUGCCGAUGAUCAAGCCUAGGACUUUCAAUCUCGAAGGAGCGUUGGACUCGGUCAUAUUACUUGACCCUCCUUUGGAUGCUCCUGGUCAGUUCACGCUACUUUCAGCCAUUAAGCUAUGCGUCUGCGAUGCUCAGCACCGGCAUUUCCUGCCUACGGACGAAUGGGACAGACACGACCAUCUUAUACCAUGGGAAACAUAUCAAGACGAUCUGAGGGCACGAUCCCUAGUGCAGACAACACUGGCACUUGCACCUGUGAUCACAGGCUCGACGAAGACUGCGGAUCUCAACUCUCUUCUCCUAUGGCACAACUUAUGCUUGACCCUCAACUCCAAUAUGCAGAUAUUUGAGCUUGCAGCAGGUCGAGCAGGCGCAGGACCAGCCGGCAAAGCCCUUGCAGACUUGGAAGAUUGGGCUCGCACGUCAUCCGCGCGACGUGCUUGUAUUCACGCUGCACAGUCUUUUAAACUGCUCAGCAACCGCAAAGUCUCGGAAAGCAUUACGCUUAACUCGAUGUCAGCUCUAUUUUGCUCUGCUCUUGUUCUUGGCUUGUAUCUUUUUACUGUACCGAGUACCGAAGCUGAUAGCGCACGUCUACCCUACGAGUUGAUGGAUGAUGUUGACUGGACUGUUGUCGGAAACGCAGGCAUGGUGGAAAGUUCUCCAGGAAACAGCCCAGACAUGAUGUUUGAGUCUUCUCAUGCUUCUAACGUCACUCGUGCCUUUAUCGAAGCUGGCGGCCCAGUUUCGAUCAAUGGCGUUGUUGCUACCAGCGGGUUUCAAACUGCGAGACGUACGUUGUUGGACUUCGCGCAUUUGAUGGAUGGGAUAGGAACGUGGAAACCACGGACGUUGUCACGGAUUUUGCAUAUCAUGUCUGAUGUGCUGGAAGAAUCUCUU
Messenger RNA from Aureobasidium musti, 2535 nucleotides. The record is from the annotation of a GenBank genome assembly. Lineage: Eukaryota; Fungi; Ascomycota; Dothideomycetes; Dothideales; Saccotheciaceae.